AUGCUUGAACAAUAUUCAAAUAAUUUGGAAGAUUUAAUUAAAGAACGAACAACACAACUUGAAGAAGAAAAGAAAAAAACAGAUAAAUUAUUAUCACAAAUGUUACCACCGAGUGUUGCUGAUAGUCUUAAAUCGGGUAAAGCUGUUGAAGCUGUUUGGUAUGAAUGUGUAACAAUUUAUUUUUCUGAUAUUGUGGGAUUUACAACAAUAUCAGCAUUGAGUAGUCCAAUGGAAGUUGUUGAUUUACUCAAUGAUUUAUAUACAAUGUUUGAUUCAAUUCUAGAAGAUUUUGAUUGUUAUAAGGUUGAAACUAUCGGUGAUGCAUAUAUGGUUGUUAGUGGUCUACCAAUUGAAAAUGGUAAUAAACAUGCUUCAGAAAUAGCUACUAUGGCAUUAACAUUAUUACAUGCUUGUGGUAAAUUUAAAAUUCGUCAUAUGCCUGGUGUACCAUUACAAUUACGUAUUGGAUUACAUUCAGGUGCAUGUGUUGCUGGUGUUGUUGGUCUUAAAAUGCCUCGAUAUUGUUUAUUUGGUGAUACAGUUAAUACAGCUUCUCGAAUGGAAUCAACUGGCAUGGCUUAUCGUAUUCAUUCAAGUGAAACAACGGCUGGAUUAUUAGAAGAAAUUCAUGGUUUUCAUUUAGAAUAUCGUGGAGUUACAGAAAUUAAAGGUCGGGGUAAUUAUAAAACUUAUUGGCUUACAGGAAAAGAUGGUUUUGAUAAGGAAUUACCACCACCAGUUAUAUCUGAAAAUAAUCAUGGUCUUGACAAAGAAUUAGUAAAAUUAGCUGAAAAAAGUGCUCGUGAACGGGAAAAACGUGAACGAGAAAAACAUGAACGUGAAACUCAACAAAAACUACCACAAGCAGCUAUAACAACAACGGCAGCAAUAACAACAACAACAACAACAACUGUACUAUUUAAUAAUCAAAUACAAGUCCAACCAACUAUUGAAACUAUUGCCUUGGAUCAAAAACCAAGACAAUCUAGAAGCUCUUACGCUUCAAUGUCUAAUAACACUAAUCAUGAUAUGAAUAAAACAGAAGAUCUAUUGAGAUUUACGCCACCACCACCUGAUCAACGAACAUCAGUAACGUCAAACUCCACAAAUAAAUUCCCAACAUCUAAUGAACUUCCAGCUAAAUUACAACAAAUGGAUGGACCUAGUGGACCUGUAAGAAAAUCAACGAAAGCAAAAUGGUAA
This is a messenger RNA of Rotaria sp. Silwood2, 1203 nucleotides long. The record is from the annotation of a GenBank genome assembly. NCBI's taxonomy places the organism in Eukaryota, Metazoa, Rotifera, Eurotatoria, Philodinida, Philodinidae.